AUGGAAGUGCUACAUAUUUACUUUCUUGUUUAUACUUUACUAGCAGUCCGAUUUAUUUACGGUUCAAAAUUGUUGAUUGAGAGAAACAUUCUUAUCAAUAAAACGUACAAGGAUGCCUAUCUUGACUUCUGUAAACAAUCAUGUAUUCAAAGAGAUUUAAUUCCAUCUCCACACUGUGGUAAAUGUUACUGCGAUGGAACCUGUUACCUAUAUAAUGACUGUUGUCUGGAUACGAGAAUAAUGAAUAACUACCCCGAAGAUAUGAUUGAUAUAUCUUGUACAGCAACUACCUUCCCAUUACUGAAGAAGAAGACUGGAAUAAACACCGAACCAUGUGACCCAAAUAUUCGAGAUUGUCCUGCAUAUUUAUACGAGGAGCAUGCAGAAGCUUACAAACUGAAAACGUCUUGUCCCAAAUCCUUCAGUGGUAGCCAGGAGGUAGUCACACGCUGUGAAAAUAUCGACAUGGAAGAACAGAGUACAAUUCAUCCUGUUACAGAUAUGAAUACACAACUCUCCUAUAGGAAUGUCGACUGUGCCAAGUGUAAUGAAGCAAACAACAUCAAAAAAUGGGAAAUGUUGGUAAUUUGUAGAGGUGAAAUACCGGCUCAAUUUGGUAACAGUGUCAAGGAACUCUUUCAUAUUUUCAGAACCACUGAAGGAUGUAGUAUCCAUUUUAAUCCGGAAGAAUUGGAAAAUCAACGAGUAUGUGAUUUAGACAAGACACCAAUUGAUUCAUGUAAUGUAACAGGGCUGUGGAAGGGAGACGGACUUGAUCUACCAUCAAAAUGCCGCGAGAAUUAUCCGUUCGAGAACACAGUCUUCGAUUAUAGCAAUGUAUUUUGUUAUCUUUGUAACACACAAGACCUCAUUUAUCCAGAAGAAACAACCCGAAUUGAAGACAUUGCUGGAGUGGUCAAUGACGAAUUAACUGACCUUCAACCUGUAAAUUAUUCAGUAUUUGAUAUCUAUCAGAAUGUGUGUCGACCUGUAUUAUGUCCUGAUGGAAGACAAUUAGUUAAUGGUACCUGCAAAUCAUUGUUCCGGCGAUUUAAUGGUUACAUAUACACAAUCUGUUUGAAAUAUAAGAUUACGGUUGAUAGAUCACAAUUGGAUCGUUACUUACUGACUGACAAGUUCACAAAUGAGUUCUUAGUCAAAAUUGCCAAACCAGUAGUAGCAACGACGGACUUUUUUUUAAUGCAGGAUUUAAAGGCCAUACUCAGUAUGACCCCAUGCGUAAAUGGAUAUUUAAAUGCAACAAUGGCAAUUGGGCUGCAUCUAAGUCCUUCGAAAUCACUAGAAUCUGAGGAUGUAAUUAUUCGUCAUAUUCAGGACACAAUUAAGAUGACAGUUGGUUCUGAUGACACAGCACCGUUUACAAUUUUAUCAGUAGAGCAGAUACCUGAUUGUCUUGAAGAGGAUAUGACUGAACAAGGGGCAGACAUGAGUUGUCUUAAAUACCAGUCCCAACGCCCCCCAAGAGUUUUUGUAUAUCACACGUCUCUUAGCUAUUUAUUUUCAGCGAAACGAGUGACCGUUUCCAAUCUACUCAUGUGUGUACAAAUGGUACUUGAACGACUAGAAGUGGAUCACGAUUCGGACAUGGGUGUGAUCACGAUCCUGGCGAACAACAAAACUCUCACGUCAACAGAGUUCCAGUUGGAGGAUGCAGGCUAUCUGAUUUGUGUUGAAGAUUACAUAGAAAAUGCGAAAAUAGUCCAAACCAAAGGCUGUACUGCUCGGUCUGUCUCUGAAUAUGCAGAAUCAACAUCCAGAGUUGCCGGCCUUGGUGGAAGCAUAUUCUCAUGUUUACUGUUAUAUGUUAUGGUUUUUUUCACAUUCUAG
Molecule: messenger RNA, 1848 nt
Organism: Lottia gigantea (owl limpet)
Lineage: Eukaryota; Metazoa; Mollusca; Gastropoda; Lottiidae
Exons: 2
Coding region: 1-1848 (615 amino acids)
Source: RefSeq, a predicted model, not a curated record